This is a messenger RNA of Fusarium mangiferae, 561 nucleotides long. RefSeq lists its product as uncharacterized. The record is from RefSeq and is a predicted model, not a curated record. The transcript has a single exon. NCBI's taxonomy places the organism in Eukaryota, Fungi, Ascomycota, Sordariomycetes, Hypocreales, Nectriaceae. Bases 1 to 561 code for a protein of 186 amino acids.
AUGGUCGCCACUCAUUUCCUCAUGCUUUCUAUGGCCGCUGCCGUUGCUGUAGCUGGACCUUGCAAACCCCAGAGUUCUUCAGUCGUUUUCCCUGAAACAACCCUUACCACCGCGCUCCUUGAGACGACUUCCACUGCACUACUCAGCGAGACGACGCCGUCCGAGCCAACAAGCACUACUAUCAUUGAAUCAUCGAUAACUUCUACCGCCGAAACUGCAACGACCACUGCCGUGACAACCUUGACAUCGGCUGAGACUACCACCGAGGCAGCCGCCACGACUACAGAGGCUACGGCACCUCCACAGGGCGUCACUUGUCUUGCAUCACACGGCCAGUGCUUUGGCGCCCUCAAGAUCGAAUGCGGUUACAUCAUCACAGGGGGCUUCGGUACGCCUUUCCAGUCGACUCUGGACGACUGUGUUGCUGCUUGCAAUGGCAACUCGGGUUGUGCUGGCUUUUCUCACAACGGCGUUAGUUGUUACUUGGUCUCGUCCUUGGGCUAUGCGACUGCGCCCGCAGUUGGCUGGGUGUCUGGUAAGAAGGCGGGUUGUGAUCAGUAG